Trichoderma breve is the source of this 546-nucleotide messenger RNA. RefSeq names its product membrane fusion protein use1 domain-containing protein. The transcript has 3 exons. The coding region runs from base 1 to 546 and encodes 181 amino acids. The record is from RefSeq and is a predicted model, not a curated record. Lineage: Eukaryota; Fungi; Ascomycota; Sordariomycetes; Hypocreales; Hypocreaceae. Gene Ontology annotation, biological process: endoplasmic reticulum to Golgi vesicle-mediated transport.
AUGUCGCAAAGAUUCGGAGCCUCGUCACUUCACCAGCGCGACUCCCGCAGCAUGCUCUUUGCGGGAUACAACGGCGGCGAUCAGUCACAGCGAACGAGACCCAGUCCGUCUCCCUCGCCCAACGCCGGCGUAGGAGGAGGCUACGGAUACAGCAGCUAUGGGGGAUACUCUCCUUCAAUGGGCAAUGGCUACGGCGACGCCGGGUCGCCCUCUAACUCGUACCGAACUGCGACGCCCAACAAGAAGGGGCAGUACAGCGACGCGGUGCUGAACGAGCUGGAGAGCCAAAACGACGAGCAGGUUUCGGGCAUCUUGGGAAAAGUCAGGGUCCUCAAAGACAUGACGGCUGCCAUCGGCGACGAAAUUCGCGAAUCCACCGCCCUCGCCGAGAAGAUGAACGACACCUUUGACUCGACGCGCAUGCGCCUCCGCGGCACCAUGAACCGCAUGCUCAUCAUGGCCCAGCGCAGCGGCGUCAGCUGGAAGUGGUGGCUGCUCUUCUUCUUUGCCGUCGCCAUGCUCUUCAUAUACGUCUGGCUGUUCUAA